AUGGAUGAAGGCCCGACCCUACACCAACGUUUCGGCAAGAGCAGAACCCAAUCGACAUCCAACAUAACCCCCGAAUCCAUUGACGAACGAAUCGUGCCCUCCCUAGUAGCCCAAUCAAUGCGCAAACAACAACCAGUCAUAUUCGGCUCCUUCGUCCUCACGGCAUUCAAACGAUGGUUCGGUCUCAACAAAUACCGCGUCCACGUCCCAUGGACAGUAUACGUCGCGCACAAGAUGGGACAAAGCCCAGCCUUCGAUGCCUCAAUCUACUGUCUCAACGCUACAUUCAUGGGUCACUCCCAUACCAAUACCAUGCUGCAGCGCUCCAGCCGUGAGAUGUACAGCAAGGCACUGCGGCUAUUCGGCGACAGGAUCCAUGACCCGGACAAGAUGAAGUCGCGCGAAAGUGUCAGCAUAACCAUUCUCCUCAGCUUGUUCGAGGUUUACGCGCGAACGAAUCCGGACUCGUGGGCCAGGCACGCUGGAGGGACGGCUUUACUGUUGGCGCACCGGGGUCCGAAUGCCCAUCUAACUGGUUUCGAUCGCUGUCUGUACCUAUCCUUUCGCAGCUUCAUUGUCGCCGAGGCUUUCAUCAAUGAAAAGCGGUGCAUCUUUGAACGAGCCGAGUGGCAGGCUCAUAUUGACCAAGUCCGGGCUGAGGAUAUGGCUGAUCCGCGUGUUGAUGGUCCGAUUGCGCUCUUCAUCGAUUUGCAAGAUCGGAUCUUUAUGGUGGUUUCAAAGGUGCCGGGGUUGCUCUUCCAGGCUCGUCGGCUUCAUACUACACCUGAUUGCGAGAAAGCUUCUAAGCGCCUGGUUUUCCAGUCUCUACGCUGCCGUCAGGCUCUUCAUACAUUAUCCGCACAACUACGUGUUGCUGCUGCGGCGCAGAGCUCUUGGGCUGAUACUGCUUUCAGGGACGGUGCCAAGGGGCCCUUCAUUGGACCCAUCCCUUCCACGUUUCCUCAGGAAUUCGCGAAUAGUGUUCUUCGCGGCUCUGAUAUCUGUAUAUCUAUCCUGCAGAUUCUACUGGAGUAUCUUGAUAGAACGGAAUCUCAUCUCAUGAAGAGCAAACUCUCCGAAGACGUUCUGGAAGUCUCAGACCCAUUGUCGUUUCGAAUUGUCUCCAAGCUGGGAGCCGGCAUGAGUGACGAUACCCCGUCUGCUGAUAAAUGGUGUGAUAUGGUGGCUGCAUCAAUGGGGCUUGAAGCAUUUGACAUAGUCACUUGUGCUAGUGAGAGCCCGGACUCAUCUGAUAACCAAGGCUGCUCGGAGCAAUGCAGCCUACAGCGUUAG
Penicillium cinerascens is the source of this 1293-nucleotide messenger RNA. RefSeq lists its product as uncharacterized. The record is from RefSeq and is a predicted model, not a curated record. The transcript has a single exon. NCBI's taxonomy places the organism in Eukaryota, Fungi, Ascomycota, Eurotiomycetes, Eurotiales, Aspergillaceae. The coding region runs from base 1 to 1293 and encodes 430 amino acids.